Molecule: messenger RNA, 1080 nt
Organism: Oldenlandia corymbosa var. corymbosa
Lineage: Eukaryota; Viridiplantae; Streptophyta; Magnoliopsida; Gentianales; Rubiaceae
Source: the annotation of a GenBank genome assembly
AUGGAUCCAUCGUAUAAACCUUACGUAGUUGUUGUUGUGAUACAAGCACUCUAUGCCGGCAUGCAUAUAAUCUCCAAGGUGGCUCUAAAUGUUGGUCUCAAAUCAUAUAUUCUUGUUUUCUACAGACAAGCUCUAGCAACUAUGUUCUUGGCUCCCAUAGCUCUCUUUCUGGAAUGGAAAACAGCACCUCCUCUAACAUUCAUGGCAUUCUUCAAGAUGUGUAUUCUUUCUCUUUUUGGAAUUACAUUGAGUUGGAACGUCAACACAUUGGCUCUUCAAUACACAUCAGCAACCUUGUCGGCAGCAGCUGUUAGUACAAUUCCGGUUUUCACCUUUUUCCUUGCUGUUUUAUUCAGGAUGGAAAAGUUAAAUGGGAGAACAAUUCCUGGGAUUAUAAAGAUUUUUGGAAUAUUAAUUUGCCAAGGAGGAGCCAUAACCAUUGCUUUCUAUAAAGGGCCACCUUAUUUGAGAUUGUUGAUGCACAAUCAUUUGCUCAAAAUUCAUAGUAAAGAAGGAGAUCAAGGUCAAAAUAUUGCUUCUUCUAGCACCACAUGGGUAAAAGGAGUAUUUUUAAUGCUGGUUUCCUACUUGUUUUGGAGCUCUUGGCUUCUAUUUCAGGGAAAAGUCUUGGAAAUCUUCCCUUCAAGGCUUUUGUGCACAACUUUUCAGAGCUUCCUUAGUGCUAUCCAGUGCUUCCUUAUUGCCAUAGCUUUGGAAAGAAACCCUAAUGAAUGGAAACUUGGAUGGAACGUGAAACUUCUAUCAGUUACUUAUUGUGGAAUUGUUAUUAGUGGUAUAACAUUCUUCUUACAAGCUUGGGUUGUUCAAAAGAAAGGUCCCGUAUUUCAAGCUAUUUGGACCCCGUUGACUCUGAUAUGUACGGCAUUUGCAGCUGCCAUUCUCUUUGGGCAAAUACUUAGCUUGGGAAGCGUUUUAGGUGCAAUAUUAUUAGUGGUGGGACUUUACUGUGUGCUGUGGGGAAAACUCAAGGAGCAAAGUAAGGACAAAUUCAGUUCUCAAUUGACGAAUGAAACAAAGGAAAUAGAUGCUAAUGCACCACAGAAUGCCAUAAGAAUAUAA